Messenger RNA from Diceros bicornis minor, 3900 nucleotides. It is a transcript of the gene DLG3, whose product is annotated as discs large MAGUK scaffold protein 3. Bases 223 to 2883 code for a protein of 886 amino acids. The transcript is spliced from 21 exons. NCBI's taxonomy places the organism in Eukaryota, Metazoa, Chordata, Mammalia, Perissodactyla, Rhinocerotidae. Gene Ontology annotation, molecular function: kinase binding. The record is from RefSeq and is a predicted model, not a curated record. Gene Ontology annotation, cellular component: postsynaptic density membrane; neuron projection; neuromuscular junction. Gene Ontology annotation, biological process: chemical synaptic transmission.
GGAGGGGGCUCUGUGGCUGACUCUUCAGUUCCCUACCACGCCAAUAUUCGCCCCGGUUCGUGUCUCCACACCAAGGGAAAUCGAAUUAAGGCGCUGGCGAGGUCAGGACGUUCGGUUCUCAAUUCCUCCUCUCUCGCCAGACUGGCACCUGGGGCCGCACUAGCACCUCGAGACAAUACCCAACUAGGUUGCAGGGCAGCUCUGGGAACUACAAUUCCCAGGAUGUCCCUGGCCACUUCCGGUCUCGGGAUCGACGGAGGCGGUUUGAAUUUGUGUUCCCGCCCCCUCCUCCUUCCGGACCCCGCCCCUUCCCUUCUCUCGGCGCCCUGCCCCCGCCAUGCGCACGCAUGCACAGACACACAGGCAGCCGUCCACGCCAACAUACCUGGCCUGCAGCUGGCGCGGUGGGCGGGGACACUGGCGUGCGGCUGGCCAGGAGGCAGGAGGCGCGCCGGGAGCGAAUGCCGCGGCCGCUGCCUGGUCCCGGUCUUCUCGGGGGUCUACGCAGCCUUGUGCCGGGCAGCUCUCCACAACACUACCUUUUCAAGCUGCAUUUCUUUAGUUUUCGCCGUUCUCGAUCCCGCCCCUCAGUCAGACCGACUGCCAGCGUCAGCUCUGGGGCGCCCAGCCUGUCAGGCCAGCCCUGCACCCCUCCUAGUGAACCCCAAGGCCCUGGAGCCCAGCCUCUCGGUGAAUGGCAGCGAUGGCAUGUUCAAGUAUGAGGAGAUAGUACUUGAGCGGGGCAAUUCUGGUCUGGGCUUCAGCAUUGCAGGUGGCAUCGACAACCCCCAUGUCCCUGAUGACCCUGGCAUCUUUAUUACCAAGAUCAUCCCCGGUGGAGCAGCUGCCAUGGACGGGAGGCUGGGGGUGAAUGACUGUGUGCUCCGGGUGAAUGAGGUGGACGUGUCGGAGGUGGUGCACAGCCGGGCUGUGGAGGCCCUGAAGGAGGCGGGCCCUGUGGUGCGGUUGGUGGUACGAAGGCGACAGCCCCCACCAGAGACCAUCAUGGAGGUCAACCUGCUCAAAGGGCCCAAAGGCCUGGGUUUCAGCAUUGCUGGGGGGAUUGGCAACCAGCACAUCCCAGGAGACAACAGCAUCUACAUCACCAAGAUCAUCGAGGGGGGUGCUGCUCAGAAAGAUGGACGCCUACAGAUUGGGGACCGGCUGCUGGCGGUGAACAACACCAAUCUGCAGGAUGUGAGGCAUGAGGAAGCUGUGGCCUCACUGAAGAACACAUCUGACAUGGUCUAUCUGAAGGUGGCCAAGCCAGGCAGCCUCCACCUCAACGACAUGUACGCACCCCCUGACUACGCCAGCACUUUUACUGCCUUGGCUGACAACCACAUAAGCCAUAAUUCCAGCCUGGGUUACCUCGGGGCUGUGGAGAGCAAGGUCAGCUACCCUCCUCCUCCUCAGGUUCCCCCAGCUCACUACUCUCCCAUCCCCAGGCACAUGCUGGCUGAGGAGGACUUCACCAGAGAGCCCCGCAAGAUCAUCCUGCACAAGGGCUCCACAGGCCUGGGUUUCAACAUCGUAGGCGGAGAGGAUGGAGAAGGCAUUUUUGUCUCCUUCAUCCUGGCAGGAGGCCCAGCUGACCUGAGUGGGGAGCUGCGCAGGGGAGACCGGAUCUUAUCGGUGAAUGGCGUGAACCUGAGGAACGCAACUCAUGAGCAGGCUGCAGCUGCUCUGAAACGGGCUGGUCAGUCAGUCACCAUUGUGGCCCAGUACAGACCUGAAGAGUACAGUCGCUUUGAAUCGAAGAUACAUGACUUGCGAGAACAAAUGAUGAACAGCAGCAUGAGCUCUGGGUCUGGGUCCCUCCGAACAAGCGAGAAGAGGUCCUUGUAUGUCAGGGCCCUGUUUGAUUAUGACCGGACUCGGGACAGCUGCCUGCCAAGCCAGGGGCUCAGCUUCUCCUAUGGUGAUAUUCUGCAUGUCAUUAAUGCCUCUGAUGAUGAAUGGUGGCAGGCAAGACUGGUGACCCCACAUGGAGAAAGCGAGCAAAUUGGCGUGAUCCCCAGUAAGAAGAGGGUGGAAAAGAAAGAAAGAGCUCGAUUGAAAACUGUGAAGUUCCAUGCCAGGACUGGGAUGAUUGAGUCUAACAGGUCGAUCAAAACGAAACGUAAAAAGAGUUUCCGCCUCUCUCGAAAGUUUCCAUUUUACAAGAGCAAAGAAAACAUGACCCAGGAGAGCAGCAUACAGGAACAGGGAGUGACAUCCAACACCAGUGACAGCGAAAGCAGUUCCAAAGGACAAGAGGAUGCUAUUUUGUCAUAUGAGCCAGUGACACGGCAAGAAAUUCACUAUGCAAGGCCUGUGAUCAUCCUGGGCCCAAUGAAGGACAGAGUCAACGAUGACCUGAUCUCGGAGUUCCCACAUAAGUUUGGAUCCUGUGUGCCACAUACUACCCGGCCUCGACGUGAUAAUGAGGUGGAUGGACAAGACUACCACUUUGUGGUAUCCCGAGAACAAAUGGAGAAGGACAUUCAGGACAACAAGUUCAUCGAGGCUGGCCAGUUCAACGACAAUCUCUAUGGGACCAGCAUCCAGUCAGUGCGAGCAGUGGCCGAGAGGGGCAAGCACUGCAUCUUAGAUGUUUCUGGCAAUGCUAUCAAGAGGCUGCAGCAAGCACAACUUUACCCCAUUGCCAUUUUCAUCAAGCCCAAGUCCAUUGAAGCACUCAUGGAAAUGAACCGACGGCAGACAUACGAACAAGCAAAUAAGAUCUAUGACAAAGCCAUGAAACUGGAGCAGGAGUUUGGAGAAUACUUCACAGCCAUUGUACAGGGUGACUCACUGGAAGAGAUUUAUAACAAAAUCAAACAAAUCAUUGAGGACCAGUCUGGGCACUACAUUUGGGUCCCAUCCCCUGAAAAACUCUGAAGAAUCCCCUCCAACCAUUCUCUUGUGAACAGAAGAAAUCAAGUCCCUCUUCCCUCCUCCCUCUUCAUUCCUGUCCCCACGGGGAGAACAAAUGACUACUGUUCUUGUCCCCUUUUUUAGAUAUGUCAAAAAAAAUUGAGUUUUCUAGUCCUGUUCUGUUUUUUUUUUAAUUUUUGUUUUGUUUUAGUUUAUUUUUUGGGAUGAUACCAUCUAUCUCACUCAUCAUGUGACUGUGCCCAUUCCUGCAUGGACCUUUCCCAAGCACUAGCACAGGUGCAAAUCCAUCAGAGUCAUUGUUUUCAUAAAAACCAAGCAGAAGCGAAGAGAAGAGAGGAGGACUGAUGGAAAGACAGACUCUGGACAGCUGCACGGCUGGUGAAGUGAGCUCAAUGCACCACGUGAUGAGAUGCUCCUGGGCAUUUCUACCUAUCUGUACUGCUGUCAUGCAGCUCUGAACGGUGCAACGUAAUGGCAACAGAAAGUAUCUUAUUUAUAUAUAGAUAUAUAUAUGUAAUUUAUAUAAAAUAUAUAGAAAUUAUUAUAUAUAUAUAUUAUACACUCUCAUAUAAUAUAUAUAUAUUCACACACAUUUGGACUAGAAAAUCUAUGGAGACUUCAUCAAUGGUACUGUGUUAUUAGAGAAAUGCUUUAAUUUUCAUAUUCCAAUCAGAUGGCAUCUUCUAUCCCAACUGGUUGGGGAGGAAUUGAAAAUGGUAGUAAGUGCUGUACGACGGGCACUCGCAUUUGGUCAUUCUCUUGAGAGCUGGGGGAUCUCUAGGAGGGGGUCAGCCAGUGGCCUGCGAGAAAGGGUUUUUGCCUGGGGGUGAGAGGGUUCGAGACGUGACCCUAAAGCAGCUGCUGCCCUUGAGGUGCAGUCAGUCCUGUGUGUGGAAAGAGAGAAUGGCUAACGAUGCUCCAUAUUAAAUUGCGUAUUGUUUUAUGCCACCUGAUAUGUCUGCAUGAGAGGUUUCUUUUUUGUUCAUUUUUAAGCUGCUGUUAAACCAAAACCAUGUUGUG